Molecule: messenger RNA, 819 nt
Organism: Ooceraea biroi (clonal raider ant)
Lineage: Eukaryota; Metazoa; Arthropoda; Insecta; Hymenoptera; Formicidae
Source: RefSeq, a predicted model, not a curated record
CAAUUUAUGUCAAAGCACCUGUCAUAUUGCGCAUGGUACGACAUAUUAUGGGCAACAUGUUUCAAGAGAUUAUUCAGAACUUUUUGAUUUUGUAGAUGAUAUGCGCUAUAUCUUGAAAAGUUUGCUCUAUGCAUUAUCAUACGACGAAAAGUUGGAUGAAGAUGAUCUCACUAAAUGGUUGCGCCAAGAAGCUGUAAAAUGGACAUGUAUUUUUGGUGAUAGAGAGUGUCAGCAGAUUGCUAGUGAUAGGUUGAAGAAACACCUAGAAGAUCCAACAAAUCACAAACUUUCGCUGGAAUGGAGAGAAUGGACGUACUGUAAAGGUGCGAUGAAAGCGGAUAAGAGUGUUCUGCAGAAAUUGAAAGAAUUACACUUAAAUAAUUCUAAAGUUUUUAAUUAUAUUUCAUGCGCCGAAAAACCCCUUUUUGCUAGUACCAUGUUCUAUGGUUCAUCUGUUAUCGAGAAAAACAGAUAUCCCACUCUUUUCUCUUAUGCCAUCUUUGUUGAUCAUGCAGUGAAACAUACAAAUCACAUCGUAGGACUUCUGCUGACGUACAAGGCUUCACCUUCUGAUAAAAAAAAUUAUUAGUUAUUAUUAUAAAUCACUUAUAUUCUAAAGAGGAAAUUCAACCGAUGAGCAAUCUUAUGGGUUGUAAAUACAAGGAAACAAUCAUAUGUAAUAAUGUUUUUAAAAGACGCUUGCGUCAAGUCGAGUACCAAAAAUCCAGGCUUAUUACGUUUAUAGAUCUACUUGUUUAAAUGUGUCAAUGAGAGAAACAGCCAUGUGGUUAUGCAAUUGUUAUAAAUAUUUUGACGCAU